AUGUGCGAGAUUAGAGCCAAAACGAAGGAAAAUGAAAAUUUUGAUUUUCAGCGCCACAUGAAGCGCUCCACGCCACCUGUGCCGCCAGAGGCAGAAUGCUCAAUAAGCCAGUGCCUGGGCCAACGUGGGGCGCUUGGCUGGAUGCUGGUGAAAAGAAAUUUGUCCAAGUUUGCUGAGACAAGUUCUAUUGGGGUUUCAUGGUGGAUGUCGAGCAGGAAGAGUGAUUGGAUAUUGCUCGGUGAAUUGCUUGGUGAAUGGCGUAUCGGUUACGUCCUUUCGGGUUAUUGUGGUAUUCAGGCAUCACAGAGUCCGCUCCCGAGUGAUGAUUCUCCCAGUUCAGGUAGUGAUUCAGAGAUUACGAGGUUAUUAGCAUCAGUUUGUGCGAUUGAUGAAUAUAUCCUCAUUGGCUCAUUUCUUCAAAAAUUUAGGGACACAUUUCUUUCUGAUCUUGAUUUAGAAUCUCUCAACGCUGAUCCAGGAGAUAGAAAGCCUAUUACAGAAUACAACCCUAAUAUACGUGAUGAAGUUAGAAGACAUUAUAUUCAAAAAAAGCCUUGUCAGCUAGCGAAUCAUGAUUUUCCUAAAACUAAGUUUGGGAAGAUAAUGAGUCAGUUUUGUCCUGGUUGGUUUAAGGGUCAACAUUCUAAGUGGUUGGAGUACAAUAUAUCAAAAGAUGCUGCAUAUUGUUUGUGUUGUUAUUUGUUCAAAAAUGAACAUGAAAUUCAUGGAAAUACGGGAGAUGCUUUUACAAAGAAUGACUUUAAAGCUUGGAACAAGGCUAUUGAAAGAUUUAAAGCUCAUGUUGGAGAAGUAAAUAGCAUCUACAACAAGUGUUUCAAUAGGAUUCUUGAUUUAAAGAAUCAAUCACAAUCAAUUCGCACUUCUUUUGACAAACAAUCUGAGAAAGAAAAAAGUUUGCCAUUUCGUGGGCAUGAUGAGAGUCAAUCUUCUACAAAUAGAGGUAUUUUUCUUGAGCUUUUGCAAUGGUAUGGGGAUAUUGAUCGGGAUGUUGGAAGCAUUAUAUUAGAAAAUUCUCCAAGAAAUGAAAUGAUGUAUUCUCCAAGUAUUCAAAAAGAUAUUGUUGAUGCUUGUGCCAAAGAAACAGUCAAAGCUAUCAUUGAAGACAUGAAUGGGGAUUUUUUCGGGAUAUUAGUUGAUGAAUCAAAAGAUAUAUCACACAAGGAGCAAAUGGCACUUGUUUUGAGAUAUGUUAACAACAAAGGUGAAGUCAUAGAGACAUUUGUUGGUAUUGUUCAUGUUAGUAAUACAUCGGCUAUGUCAUUGAAAAAGGAAAUCUGCUCUUUUCUUUCUGAUCACUCAUUAAGUCCAACGCAAAUACGUGGGCAAGGUUAUGAUGGGGCUAGUAACAUGCAGGGAGAGCUAAAUGGUGUUAAGACUUUAAUUUUCAAUGAGUCUCCAUCAGCAUAUUGCAUUCACUAUUUCGGUCACCAAUUGCAAUUAACACUUGUGGCUAUUGCAAAGAAGCAUUCAGAUGUAGAUGACUUUUUUUGGAUUUGCUUCGAGAACAUCAAGCUGAAAGGUUAUAAGAUUUGCUCAAAUCAGAUUAUUCAUGUUCUUGAAUUUACUGCACGUGAGUGUCCAAACUAUGCUGACAGAAUUGUUGCUGAAAGUCUUAUGGGUAAGAUUAAGGAAUUUGAUUUUGCUUUUAUGUUGCACUUGAUGCUAAAUGUUUUAACAAUGACAAAUGAGUUGAGUUGUGCGUUACAAAGGAUGGAUCAAGAUAUUGUCAAUGCUAUGGGACUUCUUGCUCUUACAAAGUAA
Molecule: messenger RNA, 1782 nt
Organism: Nicotiana tabacum (common tobacco)
Lineage: Eukaryota; Viridiplantae; Streptophyta; Magnoliopsida; Solanales; Solanaceae
Source: RefSeq, a predicted model, not a curated record